Molecule: messenger RNA, 886 nt
Organism: Nymphalis io (European peacock)
Lineage: Eukaryota; Metazoa; Arthropoda; Insecta; Lepidoptera; Nymphalidae
Gene: RpS3A
Product: 40S ribosomal protein S3a
Exons: 7
Coding region: 68-862 (264 amino acids)
Biological process (GO): translation
Cellular component (GO): ribosome; cytosol
Molecular function (GO): structural constituent of ribosome
Source: RefSeq, a predicted model, not a curated record
AAUUUUGACAAUUGACAGUAUCUCCAUCCAUAAACAAAACCUAGUCUUUCUCAGUUUGAGUUUGAACAUGGCGGUCGGUAAAAAUAAAGGCCUAUCGAAAGGCGGUAAAAAGGGCGUUAAAAAGAAGAUUGUAGAUCCAUUCACAAGGAAGGAUUGGUACGAUGUUAAAGCGCCGUCGAUGUUCACUAAGAGACUAGUGGGUACCACUCUCGUCAACCGUACCCAGGGUACAAAAAUCGCAUCGGAAGGUCUGAAGGGCCGUGUCUUUGAAGUCUCCUUGGCUGAUCUUCAGGCUGACACUGAUGCGGAAAGGUCUUUCCGUAAAUUCCGUCUGAUUGCUGAGGAUGUGCAAGGUCGCAAUGUGCUCUGCAAUUUCCACGGCAUGGACCUCACCACUGACAAGCUCAGAUGGAUGGUCAAGAAAUGGCAGACACUCGUGGAAGCCAACAUUGACGUGAAGACCACCGAUGGCUACCUCCUUCGUGUAUUCUGCAUCGGUUUUACCAACAAGGAUUCGCUUAGCCAGCGCAAGACUUGUUAUGCUCAGCACACUCAGGUACGUGCGAUCAGGAAGAAGAUGUGUGAAAUUAUCACCCGUGACGUAGCCAGCUCUGAACUCCGGGAAGUUGUUAACAAGCUGAUACCUGACUCCAUCGCUAAGGAUAUUGAAAAGGCCUGCCACAGCAUCUAUCCAUUAAGAGAUGUCUGCAUCCGAAAGGUGAAAGUUCUCAAGAGGCCACGUUUCGAAAUCGCCAAGCUGAUGGAGCUCCACGGUGAAGGUGGUAGCGGUAAGCGUGGUGAGGUCGGUGACAAGUCUGAACGCCCCGAAGGCUACGAACCGCCCGUACAAGAAAGUGUAUAAGUCUAAUAUACGUUAAAAAACUGA